This is a messenger RNA of Thrips palmi, 2426 nucleotides long. Its product is annotated as chromatin-remodeling ATPase INO80-like. Bases 764 to 2392 code for a protein of 542 amino acids. The transcript has 7 exons. NCBI's taxonomy places the organism in Eukaryota, Metazoa, Arthropoda, Insecta, Thysanoptera, Thripidae. The record is from RefSeq and is a predicted model, not a curated record.
UUUAUCUCAGUGCAUUGCAUCAUACCUGCUAGAUUCAUAGCCUUUGGAAUCUCAGUGUGGUUCCUCUUUUUUUUUAAAUAGUAUCUCUAUGUUUAGAAGAGGAUAAAUACUGGACACACAUGUUCUGACUUAAUUUUUUUCCCAACAGGAUUAAUGACCCACAAGUUAAAAAAUACUUUUCUUUAAAAAGUAUCAAGAGAUCAGUAGACUACUACAGAAGCAAAGUGAGGCCAAACAAACCCAAAAGCUUUGAGGAAGCGUCAGACCAUUUAGAAAAUCCUGACUACUCUUACCUUGGUGAGUUCUUGGAUUAAAGUGUGCUGGAUUAUUUUCUUUAAGAGGGAGGACUCUGGUGAAACUUUCUCAGAAAGUUGAAACUUUGCUUUAUUAUUAGGUCCAAUAUAGUGAGUUCCCAAAACAAAAUUCAAAUCCUAAACAUGUCUAUGAGAAAAGUGCCACUUACUUUCUUUCCAAAUGAUAAGUAAACUGCCCACUUAGCUGAAAGGUGUUCAACCUGUUGAAUCUGAUACCUUUUAUGCACAUUUUAGUCUAUGAAUUUUAAAAAUGCUCUAUUUGGCAAUUUUGGCAAUUUUUUCACCAGGGUGCCCCCUUAAUUCAGCAUUGUAUAAAUUAAUUAAUUUAAUGAGCCUUUUUUGGAUUACUAGGAAGAACAAAAGAUGACAAAGAGCAGCUAUACCAAGGUCUAGUAGGGGAGGGUGGUGACAAGCCCUCCCUUGCUUUUUUCUCCAAACGUGGUCUAAAGAUGGUGAAAAGCACCGACACCGUCGCCAUGGAUGCUACUUUUAAAGUUACACCCAAGAUCCAGGGUGCCGUUCAACUCUUAAUUCUGGCAGUGUUUGCUUUCGGCCAUGCUUUCCCCUUUGCUUAUUUUGUUAUGUCAAGCAAGACAUCCAACGCCUAUGCUGCAUGUCUGAGGACACUCAGAGACAACAAGAUGCAUCCCUUUAGACCACAGCGAGCCAUAACGGACUGGGAGGACGGGGAGAGGUCUGCCUUCCGGAGGAUCUUUCCUGGAAUAACACUAGAUGGCUGUGUCUGGCAUUUCAUAAGGUGUCUCCACCGGAAAGCCAAGUCGCUGGGUCUUGGGAAGCUCUGGGAAAUAUAUGAAAGGACCGAUGAAGCCAGAGCAACCUUGAUAAUGCGGCUGUGCUGCCUCCUCCCUCGACUCCCUGGAAAGAAAAUGGAAGCUGGUUACAGAUAUGUGAGAGAAUACCUAGAUGACGUCACUCCAGAUCCAAUUAAAUUUAAGGUCAUGCAAUUUUUGGACUACGUACGGAAAGAGUGGAUCAUUCGUCCAGACGUUGAUGCAGUUUCCGUUGAUGGCAAGCACAUCGCAGCCACAUCCGGUCUUGAAAGCAUCAAUAGACGAAUAAACGCUGCUGUUGAGGAUGCUCAUCCAACUUUCUGGAAAUUUAGAGAAAUUAUUUCGAACUUGGAACAAGAAACGUGGGAGAAAUAUAACACAGUGUUAAGAACAGGAAAAUCAUAUCACAGUUCAAGAACUCAAAAAAGAACCCAACGCCAAGUGGAAAUGGACCUUGACAUAUUGAGACAGAAGGCUACCUUUAUGAGGACAGAUGAUGUAGGCACUUUCCUGAUGCAUGCACAAGGUUCCUUGAAAAAUGAUUUCAUGGCUCUGAAAUUGACUCCCGAUGAUGAUCCAAUCAAUCCUAUUCAAGUGGAAGAAGAUGAAGAUGAAGAUGAAGAUGAUCCUGAACAUUUGAGUGAUUUGGAAGAAAGAGAGUAUGGACAGGGGCCAAUUGAUGGAGAGGACAGUGAAGAGGAAGAGGAAGAGGAAGGGGAAGAGGAAGAGGAAGAGGAAGAGGAAGAGGAAGAGGAAGAGGAAGAAGAAGAAGAAGAAGAGGAAGGAGAAGGAGAAGGAGAAGGAGAAGGAGAAGGAGAAGGAGAAGGGGAGAGGAAUGAUGAGGACAGGAAUGACGAGGAGAGAAAUGACGAGGAGAGAAAUGACAAGCAGAGAAAUGACAAGCAGAGGAAUGACGAAUUGCAUGAAACAGAGGAAAUGGAUUACGACAUGGACAGUGGGGAUACCCGCUUUAAUUAUGAUACGGCUGGGUUUGAUGGUCAGCCGAGUUUGAUGGACAACUCGAAUGCUAAGCAACGAGCACAAAGAUUGAAGAGGCAGAGGCAGAGGGCAGGUAAAUGCCAAGUUCAGUCCGAAAACAUGAAAGAAAGAGCGAAGAAAAAGAAGGCUGAGAGGAAAAAAGCAGCAAGGCAGAAGAAGAGAUUGGAAGAGAAGAAGAAGUUGAAUGAAAAGGAACAGGAAGCAUCUGCACAUGGAAGGCAACUCAGGAAGACUCCGGCAAGAAUGGCAGCAGCAGCACAGCGUCAUAAUCAACCUAAGAAAAAAUAAUGGACCAUUAAUAUCAAUCUAAUCUCAGCAGGGC